GCGGAGCGGUUCAUUUGCCCCAACGUCUUGGUAUCUUCUGGGAGCUCUGCGAGAAAGUUAGAGAAGUUAGGCGCUGCUAUUUCUUUCGUCGCUCGUACCCUUUAGGGUUUAAAUUUUUAGUCCCCCACGCUAAGAUGAGUCGUUAUCCUGAAGUCAAGUGGGCUCAGAGGUCUGACAAGGUCUACCUAACUAUUCUUUUAGCUGAUGCAAAACAUGUUCAAAUAAACCUUGAACCAGAUGGUGUGUUUACCUUUUCUGGCAUAGCUGGUUCAGAAAAUAUUCUCUAUGAGCUGAAACUGGAGCUCUAUGAUAAAGUUAAUGUAGAGACAAGCAAACUUAACACAGGUGUUAGGAGCAUCUUUUGUGUCAUAAACAAAGCAGAGAAUGGUUGGUGGAAGAAGCUAUUGCGUGGUGAUGGAAAACUACCUCACUACAUAAAAGUUGAUUGGGAUAAAUGGGUAGAUGCAGAUGAUGGUCCAAAUGAUGACGAAUUUGAAGGAAUGGACUUCUCGAAGUUAGCUAAUAUGGGGGAUAUGGAUGGUGUUGACGAUUUUGAUGAUGGUGAUGCUGAAGGUGAAUUUGGAGACUAUGAGAAAACAGAUAAAACAGCUUCAGCAACAAAAAUUGAAACAGAAGCAGCUCCGAGCACUUGAAAACCUUCAGAGUCGUCUCAUGUUACUUACUCUUCAUGGGUCUCUCCCUUCUGUGGUCAAGAUAUUAAUGAAGGCAAGAUCCAUGCUUUCUUAUUAAUUCCCCUUCCGAUAGAUGUAGUAGGUUUAACAAAACUGUAAGGAUUUGGUAAAGUUUCUGAUGGUAAACAUAGUUGUGAUUUGCCUUAACACUUAUGGAGUAUUUAUGAAGAUAUUUGGUUUGUAAUUCUUCUCUGGUUCCUCAUAAAUUCUGUGUGAUUUUCUAACUGCUGAUUGUUUCUAUUUUUAUUAAAAAA
This is a messenger RNA of Dendrobium catenatum, 946 nucleotides long. RefSeq lists its product as uncharacterized. The transcript has 6 exons. Bases 135 to 653 code for a protein of 172 amino acids. The record is from RefSeq and is a predicted model, not a curated record. Lineage: Eukaryota; Viridiplantae; Streptophyta; Magnoliopsida; Asparagales; Orchidaceae. Gene Ontology annotation, biological process: chaperone-mediated protein complex assembly; protein folding. Gene Ontology annotation, molecular function: protein-folding chaperone binding; Hsp90 protein binding. Gene Ontology annotation, cellular component: nucleus; cytosol.